CGAUCUCGAUCUCAGUCUUGAUCCCGACCGAGAGGCUCGCCAGGUCCUGUCCGUCGCGGCUUACCAGACUGCUGUAUCUCAAACUCUGUUGAACUCUGCGCAUUCAUUCAUAGCAUCGUAUGGCCGAGCAUAUCUCGCCACCGUCCUCGCCGUCCAAGCGGGUCAAGCGCAUCCCGACUCCUCUCAUCUGCGUCGUCGUGGCUACAGGCUACUCUCUGCUGGAGGAGAGCGCAAAGCAGAGCACCAACGAGAGAGUCGCUCGCCAGCUGUAUGGUGUGCCCAAAGGCCUCUAUCCUGUCGGUGGCAAGCCGCUGCUUUCUUGGUGGUGGUCGCAUUUGCAAGCAAGCCCUGUGGCCAUCUGCACCUAUAUCGUGACGGAUCCUCGAACCUUUGGCCACUACGAACGAUGGGCGGUCGAGGAGGGGUUCCCUCUUGAUCACAUUCUCAACACUGGCGUGGUCGAUCAGCAGCCGCUGGGCACCAAUCUAUCGCCGGCCCUUGGCGAGGUCUUUGCUCGCCUGGAUGAUCCCGUCGAAUCCCGCAGUCGACUGCUCGUCACCGCCUCCGACUUUGUACUUAAUGCCCAAGACUGGGAGGAGUUGCGGCUGUAUGCUCGGUUCGAAAGCAUAUUCCAAGCAGGCUCGCAUGCAGCAUCGACGUCGUUUACGCUUUCGCUUGAAGGGGGCUGGGACCCAGCCGCCAUGCAUGAACUGUCUGAUCUCAAGCUCGAUCCACAAACCUCGCGGCUCAUCUUCAGCUACUUCAAUCCCGAGGCCGUCCAGAUCCUCUAUCGCAGCCAUCAAGCAUCUGCAUCGGAUGCCGCAGUGCUCCCGGAGCCACCGGGAGCCAACGACUUUGUGCGGUUGAUGCACUCGGUCAACAAGCAAGAGUCAAUCGUGCAAUAUUCAGUAUCGCCCGGCCACUCGCCCUUCUGGAAGUGGAUGCAUCUGCCCGAGCUGGAGUUCUAUCUGGGUGAAGUUUGUCGAAUGAUCCCUUCCAAGCGGGAGCGAUGCAUCAGUCCCACUCGAUCUGCGCCUCUGGACGAGGGUCGCCGCCAGAUCGUGGGCAAAGCACAUGCCCGAAUCGGACUCAUUGGCAACCCGAGCGACGGAUUCUUUGGCAAAACCAUCUCGGUCUUGAUCUCGAACUACUGGGCUCAAGUGACGCUGCGUCCAAAUGAAUCCCGAGACGAUUCAAGCAUUCAUAUUCUUCCCAAUCCCCUGAGCGAUCCAGCCGAGUUCUCGUCGCUCAGGCUGUGCUUCAACUCGUGUCUGAAGAACGGAUACUACGGAACCAACCGCCUCAUCUUGGCCACGAUCCAGGUGUUUGUACGCUACUGUGACCAGAAUGGCAUCAAGCUAAAGCAGGGAGGAUUCAGCAUCGUCAACGAAACCAACAUUCCAAGACAAGUGGGACUGGCCGGAAGCUCUGCAAUGGUGACGGCAACACUGCGGGCGCUCAUGUCCUACUAUGAAGUGACGAUUCCCCGCCAUGAGCUGGCGAACAUAGCACUCUCUGCCGAGCAAGACGAACUCGGAAUCUCGGCCGGCCACCAAGACCGGGUCAUCCAAGCAUACGGCGGAUGCGUGUAUAUGGACUUUGAUCGGCAACUGAUGGAUACUCGAAAAUACGGCCGCUAUGAGGAGAUUCCGCUCCAGUACAUUCCACGCGACUUGUGGAUUGCAUACGUGGCCCAGCCAAAGGACAGCGGCAAGGUCCAUAACAACAUCAAAGCACGGUUUCUCGCAGGCGACUCGGAGGUUGUCGAGGCUAUGAAGGAGUUUGCAACCCUCACGGACAAGGCGCACGAUGCCCUCCGACAGCGCGAUCAUGCAGGCCUGGCGCAGCUCAUGGAUCGAAACUUUGAUCUCCGCAAACGCAUCUACGGCGAGCAGGUGAUCGGAUACCACAACAACACCCUGGUCAACCAAGCGCGAUCCAUGGGAUUUGCUGCCAAGCUCAGCGGCAGCGGCGGCUGCAUCGUUGGGCUGUGGAAGGGCGAUCCGUCCGAUCACGCAACGAGGGAGCAGGCCGAAGUUCGGUUCAAGCAGUGGACCCAGAAGAACGGUUAUGUCUUUGUCAAGAUACGGGGCCAGACGUAUCAGGCUUGAUCGUCCCGGUGGCGGCUGGGUUGGCCAUCUUUCCGAUUGGGUUGGUCCGGGCCGGGUCGGGCCGGGCUGUGGAUGCAAACUCCACUGCUCGAUGGCCGGCAGCCGCCUGGCGCUGUCAAAUACAUGGUCUGGCGCGAGCAUUGGCGCAGGAAGCA
Messenger RNA from Polychytrium aggregatum, 2266 nucleotides. RefSeq lists its product as uncharacterized. The transcript has 7 exons. The coding region runs from base 120 to 2111 and encodes 663 amino acids. The record is from RefSeq and is a predicted model, not a curated record. Lineage: Eukaryota; Fungi; Chytridiomycota; Chytridiomycetes; Polychytriales. Gene Ontology annotation, molecular function: ATP binding.